Messenger RNA from Hirundo rustica (Barn swallow), 429 nucleotides. Its product is annotated as histone H4. The transcript has a single exon. Gene Ontology annotation, cellular component: nucleosome. Lineage: Eukaryota; Metazoa; Chordata; Aves; Passeriformes; Hirundinidae. Gene Ontology annotation, biological process: nucleosome assembly. Gene Ontology annotation, molecular function: structural constituent of chromatin; DNA binding; protein heterodimerization activity. The record is from RefSeq and is a predicted model, not a curated record. Bases 56 to 367 code for a protein of 103 amino acids.
UCGGUGGAAGGGAGCGGUCGUAACAGCUGCAGCGGCUUCAGCUUGUAGUGUCGUCAUGUCUGGCCGGGGCAAGGGCGGCAAGGGGCUCGGCAAGGGCGGCGCCAAGCGCCACCGCAAGGUGCUGCGCGACAACAUCCAGGGCAUCACCAAGCCGGCCAUUCGUCGUCUGGCUCGGCGCGGCGGUGUCAAGCGCAUCUCGGGGCUGAUCUACGAGGAGACGCGCGGCGUGCUGAAGGUGUUCCUGGAGAACGUGAUCCGCGACGCCGUCACCUACACGGAGCACGCCAAGAGGAAGACGGUCACGGCCAUGGACGUGGUGUACGCCCUCAAGCGCCAGGGUCGCACCCUCUACGGCUUCGGCGGCUAAAGUCUUGUACUCCUCCCGCACCAUCGCGACAUAAACCCAAAGGCUCUUUUAAGAGCCACAUA